Messenger RNA from Aaosphaeria arxii CBS 175.79, 1277 nucleotides. RefSeq names its product amidohydrolase 2. Gene Ontology annotation, molecular function: hydrolase activity. The record is from RefSeq and is a predicted model, not a curated record. The transcript has a single exon. The coding region runs from base 199 to 1113 and encodes 304 amino acids. NCBI's taxonomy places the organism in Eukaryota, Fungi, Ascomycota, Dothideomycetes, Pleosporales.
AAGUCAUCCGAUCGGACUCGGCCGAUCGGAUCAUCAAUUACGGUCUCGGUGUCCGGACUGACUACUGCAGCAAUUACAAGCCUGUUUUGAAAUCGUGACUUGGUUAUAUGAGGCUUCCAGUUCGAGGUUCUGGGAGACUAGCCAGCCAUCCCAUUAUCGCAGCUCCAUCUCCAUCAUUGCACACGUGCAUUAGAGAUAAUGGCAAUCUACUCAAAGAAACCAGUACCCAAGGGGGCCUGGGACACACAUCACCACAUAUUCGAGCCUGAGAAAUUCCCCUUUGCUCCCGGUCGACAUUUCACGCCCUCAGUAGCGACGCUCGAGGAUCUGAACGCCUUCGAGAAAUCCAUAGGCGUCGACCAUGUAUGCAUUGCCCAUGGUCUUUCCUACGGGCCUGACUGUACUUCGUUGCUCUACUACCUGAAGCAGUUCAAUGACGAGGCCCGUGGAAUCUGUGUCAUUGACGAGAACUCUGUCACAGACGAGACGCUCGACUUGUACCAUGCUGCCGGCAUCCGCUCUGUCCGCCUCGACUUCUUCAAGCACCAGGCCAUGAACGAUCUGGAGAAGCAAGUGGCCUUGAUUGAGGCCACAGCCGCGCGACUUGCAAAAUGGGGCCCGAAUGGCUGGAGUGUACAAGCACAGCAGCCCCAUGUUGAGUACUGGCCCCGUCUGAGAGCGGUGGCUAAGACGCUUCCCGUUCCACUGGUCAUUGAUCACAUAGGUCUUUUGAAAGGAGAGAGUAUGGCAGAUGGAUCCCCUGAUGUUACAAAAGCGUCCGACUUUGCGGAGCUUCUAGGAGCACUAGCGGAUGGAAAUCUGUGGAUGAAAAUCUCGGCACCGUAUCGCAACUCAUAUCAGGAUUUUGAAUAUCUUGAUCUGAAGUCCAUGGUCACUAAAAUGGUUGAGGCAAACCCAAAACGUGUGGUUUGGGGAAGUGAUUGGCCUCAUACUCAGAGGCAUCAGGAUCGGGUCGGCAAGGAUCCUUCAGCUAAGGAGCCGUUCUUGAAAAUCGACAGUGCCAAAUGGAUUGAAUCUUUGAGUACUUGGCUCUCGGAUGAGGAAUGGCAGGCCCUGUGGGUUGAUAAUCCACGGAAGCUCUACGAUUAUUAGACUUAGGCUCAAUGAAAAAACAAGAUUUUGUAAUUGAUAGUUCUGAAAUCCUCUUGCUAGUACGGCUCUCAGCCUGUGAUUGAAGCCAAAAGUAGUCCUGGGAAGGCUGGCGAGGUUAUUUACCCACAGAGGCUAGAAACACAAGAUGUUACAAUAUUGUACGG